UGCGUUAAUCGUGAAAUUAUCGAAGAAUAGUCUAUAAACUACUUAAGAUGUAAAUCGCGUGUCAAAUAUGUUUAAUAAAUCAUAAUGUGUCAUUGUCGAUUUAAAAAAAUAAUUAUCUAGUUUAAAAUAUGCAACGCGAAGCGGAAGUACCCAAGGCAUAUGAUAUAACAUUUCAGGAAGAGAGAUUAAUUUAAUCUACAACAUACGCUUUACGAUAUUAUUCAUUGAAUAUUUAUUAGUUUUUUAAAUGCGAUAAGUCGAUAGAGUAUGAAAAACUAACAAAUUGAUCGUCACAUGUGAGUCAAAUAAGACAGACACUAACGCGCGUGUUUUUUCUUAAUGGAUAUAUAUAUACCAAAAAAAAAAAUGCGUUUAUCUGAACUUGCCAGCUAACAAACAGCUUAUGUAAUUAGAAUUUAUAUAAGAGCGCAAUGGCAUUGGAUUGGUACUUAGUUGUCAACCCAAUACAUAUUUUCGUUUGUACAAAGUGCGGUCGCAUAACACGUACAAGAGGACAUGGAAUGAUCCCUUAUAAAAAAAUAAGAACAAAAUAUGGAAUAAAAUUUGUUCAUUUAAGAUUUAGUUUUGAAAAAAUCGAGUUUGAAAAUUUAUCAAGUAUAAUUGAACGUGGCUAAUUACGGACAUGUAUUGUACUAUAGUACAAUCGAAUACUAUAAAAAAAUCAUUCCAUUGCUCUAAUUAUCCUGCGAUAGGCAGCAUUCACCGUCUUAUACUCAUGGUUAUUCAUUGGAGGAAAAAGCCGAGUAUACCUCCAAUUAAAAAUCCACUGUUAAAAUUAAGCGCAACCACGCUGGCCAGGAAGAUCAGAAACGGAGAACUCAGUAGUCAGACAGUAGUGGAAGCAUAUAUCGAGCGUAUCAAAGAAGUGAAUCCAUUCAUAAACGCAGUAAUAGAAGAUCGUUUCGAAGCUGCUCUAGAGGAAUCAAAGAUAUGUGACGCCAAACUAAAGAGCGAUGACCUGGCCAUGACUGCCGAGCAGCUGGAAAAAAAUAAGCCUUUUUAUGGCGUGCCGAUAUCUAUCAAGGAAUCCUUCGCGGUUAAAGGAAUGAGCUAUACUUGUGGUUGCGUAUCCAAGAAAGGCAUGAAGGCCACAGAAGAUGCAUAUGUAGUUCAAGCGUUUAAAAACGCUGGUGCCAUUCCUUUGCUGGUCUCUAACGUUCCCGAGUAUUGCGUAACUCUGCACACUUAUAAUGUUCUGUUUGGCCAUACAAUGAAUCCAUAUGACACGAGAAAAACAUCGGGAGGAUCGUCAGGGGGUGAGGCCGCGUUAAUUAGCUCAGGAGCGUCUGUGCUUGGAAUUGGGUCGGAUUUAAUUGGAUCCCUAAGAAUACCAAGUUUCUUCACUGGUAUUUUUACUCAUAAACCUACUGCAGGUACCAUUCCUCUCGAUGGACAUUUCUUUCUACCUGACGAUCCUAUCGUUAAACAGAUGUUAACAACAGGACCCAUGGCAAGAUACGUGGAGGACCUUUACUUGAGCAUGAAGAUGUUGGCCGCAUCUCCUAAAUGCAGACUGCCUGCACUUUUCGACGAACCAGUCGAUAUAAAAAACUUAAAAUUUUAUUAUUUCGAUAGCAUCAGUGGCAUUUUAGGUACUAGAUCGACAACAUCAGAAAUAAAAGAGACAAUUCACAAAGCCAAGCAGUAUCUAAUAACGAAAGGCGCUAGCGUGGAAGAAUUUCCACAAGAAUGGCUCCAGGAUAUAUCCUACAUGAUGUUAUCCACAUUCGGAACCCUAAAUAUUGAUCCUAUACUGGAACCAGACUCAAGUGGAUCUGGUGUAGAAUUCACAAAAACAAUAUUAGGAUUGUCACAAUAUACACUAAUGCGUACGCUUAUGCAAAUGUUAAUAGACAACAAAGGAUUCUUGUCACCUUCAAGUAUAGCAUAUUAUGAAAGUGCUAAGGCAGAACUUACUCUAAAACUAAAUACUAUGUUAAAAGAUAAUGGAGUACUAAUAUGUCCAACUUGGUGUCGUACAGCGAGUUUUCCACAAAUAAUGUUAUGGGAAGUGCAUUGCUCUAUUUAUACCGCCAUAGCUAAUAUGACAAGUAUACCUGCAACGCAGAUACCAAUGGGUUUCAGUAAAGAUGGAACACCACUUGGUUUUCAGGUGAUGUCUGCAUCUUAUCAAGAUCAUCUUUGUUUAGCAGUUGCCAGAGAAUUCGAGAAAGAUUAUUGUGGCUGGGUACCUCCUAGCUAAGCUUUUAUUUUAGUAUUACUAAUAUAUUGCUACGAGUACAAA
This is a messenger RNA of Bombus pyrosoma, 2266 nucleotides long. RefSeq names its product fatty-acid amide hydrolase 2-B-like. The transcript is spliced from 10 exons. The record is from RefSeq and is a predicted model, not a curated record. The coding region runs from base 644 to 2224 and encodes 526 amino acids. NCBI's taxonomy places the organism in Eukaryota, Metazoa, Arthropoda, Insecta, Hymenoptera, Apidae.